GCCGAAGUCAAGCUAAGCAAGAAGAGAAGACGCUCUCAACAUGGCGGCUAAAGUGGGAUGUGGCCUAUAUCCUCAACAUGGCGGCUGCUGUUGACCGGAGUACCAGAAAUCUCCUCCUCAACAUGGUGUCUGGGCAGCGACCGUGCAGUCUGUACGGGCCCGGCUGCGGCCGGGUUUACUUUAUAUACACAGCAGAGAAAUGGAUUCAAAAGAGUGCCACAAAAGACUGAACCUCGAAAACCAGACCAAGAAACUGGCUCCAAACCAUACAAAAGCAGUCUGUCUCCUCCAAUACAGGAAACAGUCUUUUAUACUUCUUCCCCUUCGCUGAAGCGUCUUGUGAAGCCGUUCUUUUUUACAAUUGGGUUUACAGGCUGUGCAUUUGGAUCAGCUGCUAUUUGGCAGUAUGAAUACCUAAAAUCCCGGGUCCAGAGCUAUUUUGACGAGGCUCGAGCAGAUUGGAUGGAUAAGUUACGACCUCAGAAAAAUGGGGACUUCAGAAAGCAGGUUAACAAGUGGUGGAAUAGCCUGAGUGAGGGUCAGCGGACUGUGACAGGUAUCAUAGCUGCAAAUGUCUUUGUGUUCUGUUUAUGGAGAAUCCCUUCUAUGCAGCGGACAAUGAUUACUUACUUCACAUCUAAUCCUGCCUCUAGAGUCCUUUGCUCUCCCAUGCUGCUCUCUACAUUUAGUCAUUUCUCUUUGUUCCACAUGGCUGCAAAUAUGUAUGUGUUGUGGAGUUUUUCUUCAAGUAUAGUGUCUCUUUUGGGACGUGAGCAGUUCAUGGCAGUGUACCUUUCUGCAGGUGUUAUCUCCACAUUUGUCAGUUAUGUCAGUAAAGUAACUACUGGAAGAUUUGGACCAUCACUUGGAGCUUCAGGAGCUAUAAUGACUAUCCUUGCAGCAGUAUGUACGAAGAUGCCAGAAGCAAAACUAGCCAUCAUACUUCUUCCGAUGUUCACAUUUACAGCAGGAAAUGCUUUAAAAGCCAUUAUUGCAAUGGACACCGCAGGACUUGUUCUGGGUUGGAAAUUUUUUGAUCAUGCAGCGCAUCUUGGGGGAGCUCUAUUUGGAAUUUGGUAUGUAACUUAUGGUCAUGAACUCAUAUGGAAGAACAGAGAACCACUGGUGAAGGCUUGGCAUGAAAUGAGGUCUAAGAGCCGAGGAAAAGGAGGUGGAGGAUCUCACUGAUUCUAAUUUUGCAGCCUGCUUGUGCAGAAGACAGUGUGCUACUUGAAGACAUGGAAGUGAAUUGGUUCUGGAAUUUUUUUUGCAACUCCACAGAAAACCACUUAGGAUGUGUAGUUUCUAACGUAAACUACACUUGCAAAUAAAUGCAGUUCAGUACAGUAGAGAAUGAACUGACAAAGUUGAAAAAAUAAAGUUUAUAUCUGAUUGGUUUA
Messenger RNA from Gopherus evgoodei (Goodes thornscrub tortoise), 1400 nucleotides. RefSeq names its product presenilin associated rhomboid like (gene PARL). Lineage: Eukaryota; Metazoa; Chordata; Testudines; Testudinidae. The transcript is spliced from 10 exons. The record is from RefSeq and is a predicted model, not a curated record. The coding region runs from base 58 to 1188 and encodes 376 amino acids. Gene Ontology annotation, molecular function: serine-type endopeptidase activity. Gene Ontology annotation, cellular component: membrane.